This is a messenger RNA of Ricinus communis (castor bean), 532 nucleotides long. Its product is annotated as protein TAP1. The transcript is spliced from 2 exons. NCBI's taxonomy places the organism in Eukaryota, Viridiplantae, Streptophyta, Magnoliopsida, Malpighiales, Euphorbiaceae. The coding region runs from base 74 to 412 and encodes 112 amino acids. The record is from RefSeq and is a predicted model, not a curated record.
UAGUCCUUGUAUUAAAAAGUUUGAACAAAUAGGGGCAGAAAAAGAAGAAGGGCAAAUAGAGUAUCCUUAUAAAAUGGAUGGGAAAGGUGUGAAAACAGCUGCUGGUUUAGGGCUGAUAGUGUUUUUGUCAAUGUUAUUAGGGCAAGCAGCAGGUGAAGAUUUCAAAACGUGUUAUGUUGACUGCUACCUUCAUUGUAUCAUUGAUCUGGAGAAGGGUAGUCCUGUUCAUCCAAAGGAUUUAAUCCCUUGUGCUGUAAAAUGUUUAAAGGAGUGUCUUAUUACGCCUCCUUCCUCCCAGAAAUACUACUGCAGUCUUGGUUGUUCAUUUGAUACUUGCACCGGUCAUCUUGAUGAUGCAGAGAAAACGGGGAGUUGUGUGGAACAUUGCUCAAACAAUGUCUGCAAAAAAUGAGAAAUGAUGAGUAUGAGGUGCACAAUGAUUGAGAUGGAUUUUAUGAAAAAGAAAUGUUAUCUUGAUCAGCAGAAUAAAUUACAUUUGUACUCAAUCAAUGAAUCAAGUUAUCGUUGUUUA